AAUGGCUUUAUCAUCACCACAGGACCUUACGUGAAUGGUACUACGGUGAUGUAUGGCUGUAUGACUGGGUUUAGGAUGUCUGGUACACCGUCACAGCUCUGUAACUCCUCCCUGGAGUGGGAGGGGCUACCCCCUAACUGUACCCAGCCAUCUGAACCGACGGAAACCGUCACCAACAUUGUCCCGUAUUGGGUAUUUCUAGUCGCAGCUUGCCUCAUACUGCUUUGUCUUAUAUUUAUCGUCAUUGUGUCGUGUCUGUAUUGUGUAUUUAAACGGCGGUCGCAUGGAGAAAACCAAGUCAGGUCGUCCCCACUACCGACCAUUGUGACGCCACGCGAGGAAAAGGUCCAUUUUGCCGGGGAUCUAUAUUCAAACGAUGGGGUGCUAUACGUUAAGAGUUAUCAUUCGUCCGGGCCUGAAAGUACGCAAUACAUGAAGGGAAAUACGACGCUUGCCACUGAAGACGGAGGCUGGAUUACAGUGGUGACAGACGAUUUUCUUCCCAAGAAUGGACGCCUACCUUGCACGUGCAGCGCGCACUGGCAAAAACACUAUCAUUUCCGGCGUUUUACAGAGACGAAGGAUAUCUCCACAAUGACCGACGUUAAGAAAAACAAUACAACGCUUGAGUCGGAUGCUACCAGUCCUAGAACGUCGACGGAUUCUGGUGAAAAUAAGUUUAGGAAAAUAGCUGAGAUGGUGGGCACCAAAGCCACCAUAGCCGAGGCGUUAGGAAGAAACACACAACUGGCGGUGAAAUACAAACAACCGGCUAAAAAGUUAGAAAAUAAAUGGCUGCCGCAUUCACAUAACGUGAGAUAUGAAAACCAAAGUACGAAAUGACCGCUGCUCAAUUUUUUUUAAAAUAUAUUUAAUAUCAAAAAGAAACAAUGAAAAUGCACAUGUCUACGGAAGAAGGGCGUGAUAUAACUUCAUGCUACUUCAGUGACAUUGGCCUAUAUUCUAUGCAUGCUGCCACAAUUGUGGUGUUUCUUAUUUGCCUUUAUUUGCCUGUCUCGUCUUUUUGAAUUUAUUUAAUUUGCAUGAUAGAACGCCUUAUAUUCUUGUAGAAAUGCAUGCAUGACAAUCGACACUAAUUGGCUCCAAAUGCCAUUGUUUCAUUGUGUUCACUUUCAUAUGAAUUCCUUCAUUUACUAUGGGUAUUGUAAGAAAUUUCACAUUGCUGGUAAUAGAAGGUGAACAAUUUUAUAAUUAUU
Messenger RNA from Lingula anatina, 1217 nucleotides. RefSeq lists its product as uncharacterized. NCBI's taxonomy places the organism in Eukaryota, Metazoa, Brachiopoda, Lingulata, Lingulida, Lingulidae. The record is from RefSeq and is a predicted model, not a curated record.